AUGGCUCCGGAUAAAACCCUUCAAUCCCGCCUUCCACCCCUCGCCCCCUCCCUCUUUGACGCCAAGAAGAAGAAGGGCUACACCUUUGCCGAUAUCGCCUCCAAACUCGGCAACCGUGACGAAGUCUGGGUUGCUGCCCUGUUCUACGGACAAGCGAAGCCGGACAAUGAGGAUAUCAAGAAGUUGGCGGAGGUGUUGGAUGUCAGGGAGAGUUAUUUGGUUGAGGAGUAUGGUGAGGAUUUCUUCCCCGACAAGGGCAAGCUCGUCGACAUGCCCCCCCGCGACCCUCUGAUCUACCGUCUCUACGAAAUGGUCUCCAUCUACGGCUACGCUUACAAAGCCAUCAUCCAUGAGAAGUUCGGUGAUGGGAUCAUGUCUGCGAUUUCUUUUUCUACGAAGAUUGAGAAGGAGGUCGAUGAGGCCGGGACUUGGGUUAAGAUUACGCAGAGGGUCCCUGAAUCUGUGCCUGCCAGGCUGUCGUACACGUCGUACACCCAAGUCGCGCGCUCAGUCCUCGAGGGAACAAAGCCGCAUACACUCCCUAAACUUCGCAAACACACGACCAGGUCAACCGCAGUUGCAAUGGUUGCCGUUCUAUCCCGGCUAUCCCGAAACCUCUACCUAACCCUCGCCCUCUUCACCCUCCUCUGCACCAUCGCCAACGCCGCCGUCCUCGCAAUCGAUUACGGCCAAGAAUGGACGAAAGCAGCGCUUGUGAAGCCUGGUGUGCCGAUGGAGAUCGUACUGACGCGGGAUUCGAAGAGGAAGGAGAUGAGUGUUGUGGGGUUCAAGGGGGAUGAGAGGUUAUAUGGACAAGAUGCGUUUAACUUGGCGGCGAGGAAGCCGGAGUCGGUAUAUCCGGGGUUAAAGAGCAUUAUGGGACAGUUCUCGGAGUCGGAGAUCGUUGAGGAAUACCUCGCGCUCCACCCCGCGAACGUUCUGAUCCCCUCCGACCGCUCCACCGUCACCUUCAAGCAAAAGAAGGACGACUACACACUCGAAGAGCUCCUAGCGAUGCAAUUUGCAAACAUGAAAUCCCAAGCCGAAGCAAUGGCCAACGGCGAACCAAUCCGCGACACAAUCAUCACAACCCCACCAUACCUAACCCAGUCCGAGCGACUCGCACUCAUCGAUGCCGCGGAAAUCGCGGGAUUGAGGGUAUUGGAACUAAUGAGUGAUGGUGUGGCGAUUGGGGUUAAUUAUGCUACGGGACGGAACUUUGGGGAGGAAGUGCAGUGGCAUGUUGUGUAUGAUAUGGGGGCUGGGAGUACGACUGCGAGUGUUGUCUCCUUCCGCUCAGCCAGCGUGAAGGAUGUCGGACGAUACAACAAGACGGUCACGCAGGUCAAUGUUGAGGGAGUUGGUUAUGACCGUUCCUUGGGCGGCAACGCAUUCAAUACCCGUCUCGUGGAGCACUUCACCGACGUCUGGGAACAAGGCCCCGGAAAGAAAGCCGGAUCAUCGAUUCGGGGGAAUGGACGCGCGAUGGCGAAGUUAGCAAAGGAAGCGGUGAGGGUGAAACAAGUCCUCAGCGCAAACACCGAGGCACGCCUGUCCAUCGAGUCCUUCCACGAAGACAUCGACUUCCGCGCCCGCAUCACCCGCGCAGAGUUCGAAUCUCUCACCGCUGACCUCGCUGCUCGUGUCACCCUCCCCGUUCAAACCGCCCUCGAUCAAGCCGGUCUCUCCAUCUCCCAAAUUGAAUCCGUUAUCUUGGCCGGAGGGAAUAACCGUAUCCCAGCUGUCCAGCGCGCGUUGGAGAAUGAGGUAGGCGCGGAGAAAAUUGCGAAGAAUGUCAAUGCGGACGAGGCGGCUGUCAUGGGGGCUGUGUUCAGAGGGGCGGGGUUGAGUGGGUUGUUUAAGGUGAAGGAGAUUCAGGUUGGGGAUGUUGCGUUGCAUCCGGUGAAGGUUGGGAAGGAGGAGUUGUUUGGGGUUGGAGCACCCGUUGGAUCUGCGAAGAACGUUACCUUCAAAGAGAGUGGUGACUUCAAGGUCGACGUGAUGUACGCUUCCCAGGCUUCCUUGCCAACUGGUAUGCCAUGCGAGAUCUUUGCUGUCAACGUCGGCGGUUUGAAAGAUGCCCUCGCCAAGGUCUCAUGUUCUGAUCCGGCUGUCAAGGUCACAUUCGAGAUUGAUAACUCGGGGUUGGUCGGUGUGCAGCGGGCGUUUGUGGAGUGUGAGGUCGAUAAAAAGAAUUUGGCGGGGAAGUUGAAGGGGUUGUUUGGUGGUAAAGAAGACAGCACUUCUUCCGAUUCUUCCGCGUCCGCGUCGGCGUCUGCAACGCCUGAUGCUGAGGUGGGGAAGAAGAGCGAGUUUGUGCCGUUGACGUUCGAUGUUGAGUAUACCGGUGUCAAGCCUUACGGUGCCGCCGAAAAAGCCGCUUCGCUUAAGAAGUUGCAGAGUCUUGAUCAGCUCGACCGGAAGCGUCAUGCCCGCGAGGAAGCACGAAAUGGACUCGAGGCAUACAUCUACGGUACUCGUGACCAACUCGAUUCCGAGGACUUCGACGCCGCGUCAAGCGACUCUGACAAGAAGGUGCUCCAGAGUGUUUUGGAUGAGGUCACUGAGUCCCUCUACGAAGAUGGGGAUACGGCUACGAGGGAGGAGUUGUUGGAGAGAAUGAGGAGGUUAGAGAAAGUUGCUAAACCGAUCAGCGAGAGGGUGAAGGAACAUCGGUCGAGGCCGGAGAAAGUCGCGGCGUUGGAGAAGGUUGUGGAAAACUUUAAGAGAUUUGUGGAGGGUGUGAAGGAGCAGAUCCAAUCUGCGACUGCGAGUGCAUCGAUCACGAGGUUGAGUGAGGAUCAGCUGCUGGAGGAGGAGGGGUCUUCAAGCCCUGCCGCCUCGGCUCCUGCUGAGGUCGUCCCGCCAUUGUUCAGUGCCGAGGAGUUGGAGAGGAUCUCCAACACGGUGACUGAAGUCGAGAAGUGGUUGACGAAGAACAAGGCCGCUCAGGCUGCCUUGAAGAUCUGGGAUACACCAGCGUUCUUGGUGCACCAGGUCGAGGAGAAGGCAAAACAGUUGCAGGAUGAGUUGACGAAGAUGCUGAACAGGAAGCCUCCGAAGGCGAAGAAGAACGGGAAUGAGAAGAAGAACAGCGCGACGAGGACGGCGUCGGCGUCGGCGUCGGCGUCGAGUAGCUCUACUUCUGAUACGGCGAAAGCGAGUACGAGUGCUGCACUGGAGACUCAUGAUGAGCUCUGA
Molecule: messenger RNA, 3201 nt
Organism: Saitoella complicata NRRL Y-17804
Lineage: Eukaryota; Fungi; Ascomycota; Saitoellomycetes; Saitoellales; Saitoellaceae
Exons: 4
Coding region: 1-3201 (1066 amino acids)
Biological process (GO): negative regulation of hypoxia-induced intrinsic apoptotic signaling pathway; cellular response to hypoxia; endoplasmic reticulum unfolded protein response
Cellular component (GO): endoplasmic reticulum chaperone complex
Molecular function (GO): ATP binding; cyanate hydratase activity; DNA binding
Source: RefSeq, a predicted model, not a curated record